AGGCCAACUUCGAUUUCAUCGCAGAAAGACACACACCACUUUCUGAGAACCUGAGAGAUCGAGAUCAUGGAGAAUAUCUUCUGCUGCUGUGGUGGAAAAAGGCGGAGGAGCAAUGUUCCUCCGGAGGCGACGGAAACAACUCCUCCUCAACCACAUCCACCCAAGAUUCCAGUUAAUCAAUCUGUAUCCUCAGCCGCGACGUCGUAUUAUCCGCAGGGAACUAUGUCGAAGCCGUACGAUCAUCCGAUGCCGCCGCCUCGUGAUGUCGUGGACGAGAACCCCGUCACGAUUCGCAACGACACUAAUCUGAUGAAGGAGACUCUGAGCCUCGAACCGGACCCGGUUAACCCGGGUCGUCUUCUCGUUGCAUUCACGUUUGAUGCACUCGUCUCCGGAAGGAUCACAGUCGUUUUCUUUGCAAAAGAAGUCCCAGAGUUCCAGCUCACAGCAACAAAGGCAGACACUUUGCAGCCAAUCACAUUUGAUUUUGAGAAAGGACUUGAUCAGAAGUUCAUACAACCAUCUGGAACCGGUGUGGACUUAUCGGCGUUUGAAGAUUCAGAGCUAUUCAAGGAGGCAGAAACAGAUAUUUUCCCGCUGGCAAUUAAUCUGGAGGCAGCUCCAGAAGGAGGAAAGUCAUCUAGAUGCAUGCAGAUUACGCAAGUGACUUAUGUGAAGGAGGACGGUGAGAUUAAGCCAAGUGUGAUCAAGCAGUUCAUAUCGGUGAAUGGGACCAGGUAUGAGUUGCAGGAUAUUUAUGGGAUUGGGGACGCUGUUGAUGAGAAUGCAAGAAAGGAAUGCGUUAUCUGCUUGUCAGAACCACGCGAUGUGCUGGUUCUUCCUUGCAGACACAUGUGUAUGUGUGUCGGAUGCGCUAAGGAGCUAAGGUUUCAGACAAAUUUGUGUCCGGUUUGCAGACAACCUGUAGAGAGGCUUUUGAAGAUUCCGCUAAAAUAUUAAAAGCAGUGGAAGAAAUGGAGAUGGAGAUGAACAAAAUUAUUUAAGCAAUCAACUUGUGUUUUGUAAUAAUUAUGCAACAUUAUGAUCAUAUAUCUUUAUAUUCAUCAGAUCCUUUCAUAUUUUUUUGGUACUAUGCUCAUAAAUCCCAUUUGUGUUUUACUAAUUUAUAGGUCUAGUUCGGUUCGGUUUCUUUCAAAUUUGGUUAGAAUUGAACUAUAACUAAUUCUGAAAUCGCUCCAAAAUACUUCUAAGAAACUUUAAAAAUUAACAAAAAUACUCAAAGAUAUAAAUUAUUCAAAAAUGUAAUUAAAGCUAAUUAAACUACCUAAACUAACUAAAAGAUAUUCGAAAUAACGAACAUGAAAAUACCAAGCUCUUAAAUCCCAUUCGAUAUUUUUGUAUAACGGUUUGGGUAUGAGACAUAUUUUAUAUACACUAAAUAAUAUAAUAAAACUAAUAUAAAUGUUAAAUUUGAAAAACGAUUGUUAAUGUAUAUAGACUAAAAUCAAGUAUUUUUCUUAUUUUAUAAAAAUAUAUUUUAAAUAGAAAAAUCUAAAAAAUAAAACUUUUUGUAAAUUAAUAACUCUAUAAAUUAAUAAAAUACCAAAGUCCCAACAUUAUUAAUUUAUAGAGUUUUUACUGUCUUUAGGAAUAAAAAAAAAUUAAUAUCAAUUUUAUUUAUCUAUAUAUAUUAGAAGAAAAAUAAAUUAAAAUAUCCACUUAAACCAUAAAAUAUUAUUAUGGUUUGGGUAACUUGCCCUCUGGGUCGUACCAGUGUAAGAUCGUAUGUAUCUAAAUUUCUUAAAAAAAGAUUUUGUUAUAUAAGUGGUGGGAUACUUUCUAUAACCAAAUUAUUACAAAUUUAAAAUAUCAAAGAAAAAAACAGACUUUGACUUUGAAUGAUACGUAGUCCCGCCAAAGUCAAACUUUACACAAAUGUUUUCCACCAACCACACAACACAAUUAAUAUAAAAGCCGAACUUCGAUUUCAUCGCAGAAAGACACACCACUUUUUGAGUCUUACAUCACUCAGUCAUGGGGAAUAUCUUCAGCUACUUCACCACAGGAUGGGGAAGCAAUGUUCCUCCAGCGACGGAAACAACUACUGUUCAACCACGAUCACAUUCAGCGACAAAAACAACUACUGUUCAACCAAGAUCACAUUCACAGAGUGUAGUUAAUCAGUCUAUAUCCUCAGCCUCGAGGUCGUAUUAUUCGGCCCAUUCUUCCCCCAGAACAGAGUCGUAUCGUGGCGGAGCAAGGUGAGAUUAAGUCAAAUGUGAUGAAGCAGUUGCUAUUGGUGAAUGAGACCAGUUAUAAGUUGUAGGACAUUUAAUAAUAUCCAAACUUUAUGACAUGUAAUGUAAUAUUAUGCAACUUUGUGAUCAAACUCGUACUUUUAUUUUAUACAAUCCUUCUUUGAUAUAUAUGUGUCUUCUCUUAAAGUGCAUUGCUUCUUAUUUUUUAGUAGACAUAAAACAGCGAAGAAGAUAAGACAAACGCAAAGGCUACAUUCAUCAUAUUCUCAGGUCGCUUAAACACCAAUGCUCAUAAAUCCCAUUUGUAUUUUACUAAUUUAUAGGUCUAGUUCGAUUCGGUUUCUUUCAAAUUUGGUUAGAAUUGAACUAUACCUAAUUCUGAAAUCGCUCCAAAAUACUUUUAAGAAACUUAAAAAUUAACAAAAAUACUCAAAUAUCUAAUUAUAUAAAAAAAUGUUGGAGUCUCUCCUGCUGAGGACACGUCACUAAGUCACACUCUGUGAAGUCGCCAGGUGUCCUUUACCAUAAUACUCUGCGUUUCAUUUAAUAUUUUGUGGGCUAUGCUAUGAGGGCUUUUUGUUUUCUUUCCUGGGUCUUUCUUCGUAAUUUAAUUUAGUUAAAGUUCUAAUAACAACCGGAUAGAUAGAGACUGAUAUCACUACAAGAAUAAUGCCUAAUCUCCGACAGCCAUAGUUUCUCCGUAAUGAGUAUCUCCUACUACAUUCCGACAAUCAAAUUUUAGUUGGAGUUUGGGUCUCGGAAAUCUUAGUUUCUCCGAAAUUAGUCGGAACUCUGUAUUGAAAAUAUACCCGAACAUUCCGAUGAACUUCAGGAAUACAAUCCCAAUAAUUUUCCAAUUCUCCAUAUAAAAAAAUUAACCAUCAAAAUCCUAUAUAAAUAAAAAAAAGAAAUAAAAAUAAACUAUAUUUACUAUUGGUCGGUGUAAAUUGCAACGGUGGUGAGGGUUCCGGAUGCUCUCUCUUCGACAGCGUAGGUGUAGGGUGGAGUGAGCGGAAACGGCGGGGGAGUAAUUGCAGCGAGGGUUGUGGAAGUGCGGUGGUGGCGGUGCAAGGAGUUGCAAAGUUGGCGAUGAGAGAAGUUGCGAUUGUGACGGUGGCAGUGAAAAGGUUGCGGUAGUGACGGCAGUCGUGCAAAGAGUUGAGUGAGUGGUGGUGAUGUUUUGAGCGAUUCACAGAUCUUACUUAGCUAAAAAAAACUACAGAUCUGAAAGAGGCAUAAAGAAAGAGAGAAGGGGAAGAACGAAAGAGAAAAAAGGAAAAAGAAAGAAUAAAUGAAGGAUGCAAAAUUAGGAAAGGAGGAGAAGAAAAGAAAAAACAAUGACCUGCUCUUCGAUUC
This is a messenger RNA of Brassica napus (rape), 3575 nucleotides long. Its product is annotated as probable E3 ubiquitin-protein ligase LUL1. The coding region runs from base 67 to 960 and encodes 297 amino acids. NCBI's taxonomy places the organism in Eukaryota, Viridiplantae, Streptophyta, Magnoliopsida, Brassicales, Brassicaceae. Gene Ontology annotation, molecular function: ubiquitin protein ligase activity. The transcript is spliced from 3 exons. The record is from RefSeq and is a predicted model, not a curated record. Gene Ontology annotation, biological process: protein ubiquitination.